Molecule: messenger RNA, 6318 nt
Organism: Paralichthys olivaceus (Japanese flounder)
Lineage: Eukaryota; Metazoa; Chordata; Actinopteri; Pleuronectiformes; Paralichthyidae
Source: RefSeq, a predicted model, not a curated record
CGUUGACAGCACAGACUGCGAAGGUUCGUCUGUGCUGGUCUGUUCUCCUGUUCUCCUUGCUGCUGUGACGGACUGACACACAACGGACAGGUGCAUCACCCCUGCAAUCCUCCACCGUCACCUCGGUGAGAUCCCACCGUGCACUGUGUUUCUGUCGGCGUGGACACGAAGUUCCAGGCAGGGGGGCCAGGGAUCAGUGAACUUCGAGGAGAUCUCCACAAGAUGUUACCUCAGCACCUGAAGCAGAUCAGAGUACUAAUGCUCAACGACAAGGAAAAUUUGGAGAGGUCUCUGUUCAGACUUGAACAAGGUUUUGAGCUGCAGUUCCGCCUGGGUCCGAGUCUUCAGGGUAGGAGUGUUCAUGUGUACACCAACUAUCCAAUCGGAGGACAGCGUUUUGAACGAAAUAAAUUCCAUGUUUUGGAAUGGAACUACCCAACAGGAAGAGAGGAUGACUCAGAUAAAUUCUGCUCUCUAGACCUUAAGACUGCUGGGUCCUAUCAGUACUACUUUGGAUAUGGAGACAAAGAGCAGUCAGGAGGAGGAUACAUUGUGGUUGAUCCUGUUCUUCGAGUUGGAGCAGAGAAUCAAAUCCUGCCAUUGGACUGCAUCACCAUCCAGACCUACUUGUCCAAAUGUCUGGGACACUUAAAUGACUGGACAGAUAGACUCAGAGUUGCCCAUGAGUCAGGAUACACCAUGAUCCACCUCACUCCUCUGCAGACUCUUGGAGAGUCCAGGUCCUGUUACUCUUUAGCCGACCAGCUGACCUUUAGCACUGAGUUCAGCCCAGAAGGUCAGAGGUACACCUGGUCAGAUGUGGGGGCGCUGGUGGAGAAGUUCAGGAGAGAAUGGAACAUGCUCUGUAUUACCGAUGUGGUGUAUAAUCAUACUGCUGCUAACAGUGUUUGGAUCAGAGAGCAUCCUGAGUGUGGUUACAACCUGGUGAACUCUCCACACCUGCGUCCAGCCUGGGUCUUAGACAGAGCUAUCUUUCAUAUAACCACCAGAGUAGCAGAGGGCCGCUACAAGGCUAAAGGCCUCCCUGCUGAUAUUACCAAUGAGAGCCAAGUGAAUGCCAUCCGCAGCGUGCUGUGGGAGGACGUGUAUCCUCAAAUCAAACUGUGGGAGUUCUUCCAGGUCAAAGUGAGCAGUGCUGUGGAGAAGUUCAGAAUCCUUCUGCAGAAUGGCACCAAGCCAGACCAUAGUAAGACUGGAGGGAAGAAGGGCCUCAAGAUCAUCCAGGACCCACAGUACCGUCGUUAUGGUAACACAGUGGACAUGGACUCUGCCCUGGAGACAUUUGUACCUCACAGCUCCUCCCCACAGCACAUUGAGGAGUGCUGUAACUGGCUGACACAGAAGCUGAAUCAGCUGAAUGGAGAGCAGAACCACAUCAUUCAGCAACAUCAGGAGCAGGCCGCCAACUGCAUUGUGGGAAAUGUAGUGUAUGAGCGUCUCGCCGACCAUGGCCCAAAGCUGGGUCCUGUUUGCAGGAAGAACCCUCUGGUGACCAGGUAUUUCACCUUCCCAUAUCAGGACAUGACUCUGGAGCAGGAGCUGCAGCUGCUGGACCAGCCAGACAAGACCUGUCACUUUCUGGCUCACAAUGGUUGGGUGAUGGCGGACGAUCCUCUGCGCAACUUUGCUGAGCCAGGCUCUAACGUGUACCUGCGUCGAGAGCUCGUCUGCUGGGGUGACAGUGUUAAGCUGCGAUAUGGCAAUGGCCCAGAGGACUGUCCGUACCUGUGGGCCCACAUGCAGAAAUACACUGAAAUCACUGCCAAGUAUUUCCAUGGAGUCAGACUGGACAACUGCCACUCAACACCAUUACAUGUAGCUGAGGCGAUGCUAGAUGCAGCCAGAGUGGUCAGACCCAAUCUGUAUGUGAUAGCUGAACUGUUUACAGGAAGCGAGCUCAUUGACAAUGUGUUUGUUAACCGACUGGGAAUUAGCAGCCUUGUACGAGAGGCCAUGUCUGCUGGGGACAGCCACGAGGAGGGACGGCUCGUCUAUCGCUACGGAGGUGAGCCAGUGGGAGCCUUUGUUCAGCCCAGUCUCCGCCCACUCACGCCCUCCAUCGCCCAUGCCAUGUUCCUUGAUGUUACCCAUGACAACGAGUGUCCCAUACAGCUGCGCUCAGCGUUGGACUCUCUGCCCAGUUCUGCUAUGGUCUCAAUGGCCUGCUGUGCUACUGGCUCCACCAGAGGAUAUGAUGAAUUAGUACCACAUCAGAUCUCUGUGGUGAAGGAGGAGCGUUUUUACCCCAAGUGGAACCCCUCUGCCUCCCCCUCCUCCAUUGGUGAGGUUGGAUUUAAGAGCGGUAUCAUAGCUGGGAAAGUGGCUCUCAACAAGCUGCACCAGGAGCUGGCUGCACAGGGAUUCAUGCAGGUGUAUGUAGACCAGGUUGAUGCAGACAUUGUUGCAGUCACUCGUCACUGUCCCAGCACACACCAGUCAGUGGUGGCAGUGUGCAGGACAGCCUUCUGGAACCCCAAAACCCACCAGUACGACGCCAACGUCCCACCCAUGUUCAUACCUGGGAAAAUAGAGGAAGUGGUGCUGGAGGCGAGGACAGUGGAAAGGCAUGCUGGGAGCUAUAAGAAGGAUGACUCCUACAUCAAUGGCAUGCCAGAGUAUACUGUGGAAAUAAAAGAACAUAUACCAUUAGAGGAGAGUGCAGUGGUGAAGCGAGCUGAGGUGACAUCAAAAGGUCGAUCAGAGUUUGUGCAGGAAAUCACCUUUCAGAAGUUGACACCUGGCAGUGUCAUUGCCUUCAGGAUCAGUUUGGACCCCACAGCCCAGAAGAUGGUGGGGUUGCUGAGAUUUUAUCUGUCCCAGUUCAGCCCGAAGUACAGGAGAGGCAGCGUAGCAGAUGAACACCCACCCGAAGCAUUGCAGAAACCUUUGGCACAGCUGAUGUCCAAGGUGACCUUAGCAGACCUGAAUUUCCUGCUGUUUCGCUGUGACUCCGAAGAACAAGAAGAUGGUGGAGGCUGUUACAACAUCCCAGGAUGGGAGACCCUCAAGUAUGCUGGACUACAAGGUCUGAUAUCAGUGUUCGCCGAUAUCCGCCCCAACAACGACCUGGGCCAUCCUGUGUGUGCUAACCUCAGACAGGGAGACUGGCUGAUAGAGUUUGUCUCUAACAGAGUGAUGAAGAGAGAGGGACCCCUGGCACAAGUGGGUCAGUGGUUGGCAGCCAUGUUUAAUUUCCUGAAACACAUCCCACGCUACCUCAUUCCCUCUUACUUUGACGCCAUCCUGGUAUCAACCUAUACCACAGCCCUGGAUGCAACUGACAAACUGAUGUCGAGUUUUGUCCAGAAUGGCUCCAGCUUUGUUCGACACCUGGCGCUGGGAUCGGUUCAGAUGUGUGGAGUUGGACACUUACCCGCCCUCCCUCCUCUUUCUGUGAAAUUAGAGGAUGUUCCCUAUCGCAUCAGUCCAAUCACAGGCCAGAAGGAACAGUGCUGUGUCUCACUGGCUGCAGGUCUUCCUCAUUUCUCUUCUGGGAUUUUCCGUUGCUGGGGCAGAGACACUUUCAUCGCUCUCAGAGGCCUGAUGCUGCUCACUGGGAGACACACUGAGGCUCGUAAUAUCAUCCUGGCCUUUGCGGGGACGUUGCGUCAUGGUUUGAUCCCCAACCUGCUGGGUGAGGGCCGCUGUGCCAGAUUCAACUGUCGUGAUGCUGUGUGGUGGUGGCUGCAGUGUAUCCAGGACUACGCUACCCACGUUCCCAAAGGACAUAAAAUCCUCAGUUGCCCAGUGACACGCAUGUACCCUACUGACGACUGUGAACCCCGCAAACCUGGAGAGGUGGAGCAGCCUCUGUAUGAAAUCGUCCAGGAGGCUCUGCAGCGCCACCUAGAGGGGAUUUCUUUCAGAGAGAGAAAUGCUGGACCUAAGAUAGACAUGCACAUGAGAGAUGAAGGCUUCAGCGUUGUUGCAAAGGUGGAUCCAGCCACAGGCUUUGUCACUGGAGGAAACCGCUUCAACUGCGGCACAUGGAUGGACAAAAUGGGAGAGAGUGAGAGAGCGAGGAACAAAGGCAUGCCUGCUACUCCAAGAGAUGGAGCAGCAGUGGAGAUAGUUGGUCUCAGUAAGUCAGCUGUUCGCUGGGUCGUGGAGCUCCAUGCUAAAGGACUGUUCCCUUAUGAUGGAGCCAAAGUACAUAGAGAUGGUAAGGAGUUGUUCAUCUCGUACUCCCAGUGGAACCAGCAGCUCCAACAGUCCUUUGAAGCAGGUUUCUGGGUGUCUGGGGAACCUAUGGACCCCAACGAGAAACACCCUGACCUGGUGCAUAAAAAGGGCAUCUACAAAGACAGCUACGGGGCCUCCAGCCCCUGGUGUGACUAUCAGCUGAGACCCAACUUCACCAUCGCCAUGGUGGUGGCUCCGGAGCUGUUCACAGUGGAGAAAGCCUGGAAGGCUCUGGAGGUGGCUGAGAACAAACUCCUGGGACCACUGGGAAUGAAGACUCUUGACCCAGAUGACAUGGUGUACUGUGGCAUCUAUGACAAUGCUCUGGACAAUGACAACUACAACGUUGCAAAAGGUUUCAACUACCACCAAGGCCCGGAGUGGCUGUGGCCAGUAGGCUAUUUCCUACGUGCCAAACUCUACUUUGCCAAGAAGCUGGGAAAAGAAACUUAUUCUAAAACAUUGACCCUGGUGAAGAAUGUGCUGUCUCGACAUUACACCCACCUGGAGAAGUCUCCAUGGAAGGGUCUGCCAGAACUAACCAAUGAGAACGGACAGUACUGCCCGUUCAGCUGUGAGACCCAGGCCUGGUCUCUGGCCACUGUGCUGGAGGUCCUCUUUGACCUCUAAACGACCUCUUCAUGGCCAUCAUGUCACAGCAGAGGUCACUGCAACACAACUGUAUGACCUCUGACAUCACUUCCUGUGAUCAGAGUGGUUACAUUUAUGUACAGUGGGGAAAAAACCUGUUUUAAAUAUGACAGAAUACUUGGUUUGAAAACUUCAACAUCUUUGACUUUUGUCUGAGUUAAUGCUUGUAACUUAACAAUCAGGCUGAAGCUCCAGUGAGUAGUUGUUAGGUAGGUGGCUCCAAUGUUGCACUCAGAGCUUAGUUUUGUGGUAUUUUCAGUUCGAUUUUAAAACCUGAACUAAACUGUUUGUCCAUUUAGAAAACUCUUAUUUAGCAGCUUCCACAUACAUGCAGCAUAUUUAUAGGUCGGGCCAGUGUUUUGAAACAAGUAGCAAGUGUUAAUACUCAAAAAAGGUACUUUGGUCACACUGCUGCUCCGUAUUAAUACCAAGGCUAAAUACCUGGUGAGUUUCUUGUCACAGUCUCGACCUGGUAACAGAAACGGAAUGUGUAAUCUAUUCGUUCUGUCCAAAAAUGGUUGAGAACUCUGCAUUUACUGAUCUGGCGUUCUACGGUUCACCUACUCAAAAAGUGAGAAAUCCCAUCACCUGCUGCUAAUGAACCACAAGCUGAACUGGAGAGUCUGUCAGAGUGAUCGUCUCUAUGACUCUGACACGUGUCACACUGUAGCAUCGCCUCUGAACCAGAGCUCAGCUCAUGUAUCUCUCACUUGACCCACUUCAGGAUGUUUAUUCAUUCUGCAUUUUACGAGUGGGAUUAUUGAGUGCGAUAUCUGCCUUACUCUUCUUGAACUGAACUGAUCUCAGCUCAGUCGUGAUGGGAUAGUAUUUAUUAUGCAUCAAAGCACUUUGACUCUACAGCCAGAAGUGUAACAAAGAGAACAUCCUGUUUAUUGUACGUGAGCAGGUUCUCUGUUCUGUAGAUAGGGAGAUCACCCGUCACCUGUCGUCAUGUUCCCUCUGUCUGAACUCCCUAAGGUGACUGAUCACAAGCUUAUUCACUAGGUUGAUUAAACCUGUACUUUAAAUCUCCACCUCCACCUGAUGCCUUUAUGCUCAUGUAGUAAUGAUCCCACACAGAAGGUCUUCCAGCUGUUUCCCAUUUCACCUGCGCUGUGUUCAUCAAUCCUCUGUGUAUUCACGUGAAAAACUGCUCUGUGCAUGACUGUUGUUUUUGGAAACUGUGUGUAACCAUGCUAAUUCUCACGAUGUUGUCUUAUAGCUGCAGAUGUAACUCAUGUUGAAUUGUUAGUGACAAAAAUCAUCAGCAUUUCUCUCUGUGAGUGGGUUUGUGUUGAGACACCAGAGGAUAUACACAACACAAACUGUUACAGCUGUUGUGUAAGUGGUUUAAAGGCCUGCUGAGAAACGAGACUGUGUGUAUCUACACUAACAUUUGUGUAGUGUUUAAACUGCUCUGUCUCUAACCUGUGUGUUUUAAAAUCCUGACUCGGUCACAACACA